This is a messenger RNA of Rosa rugosa (rugosa rose), 777 nucleotides long. RefSeq lists its product as uncharacterized. The transcript has 2 exons. The record is from RefSeq and is a predicted model, not a curated record. NCBI's taxonomy places the organism in Eukaryota, Viridiplantae, Streptophyta, Magnoliopsida, Rosales, Rosaceae. Bases 1 to 777 code for a protein of 258 amino acids.
AUGGAUAAAUCAUCAGUAUAUUUCAGUCCUAAUACUCCGCUGCCUAUUGUCCAAUUAAUAAGCAAUGUCUUGCAGAUGACAGUGGUUGAUGACCCUAGUAGAUAUCUCGGAUUACCAACAAUUUGGGGGAGGUCGAAAAGAAAAGCUCUUGCCUUUGUUAAAGAUGCAGUGAAGAAGAAGGUUGAUGGCUGGAAGCAAUCUACUUUGAGUCAAACCGGAAAAGAAACUUUAAUUAAAGCGGUAGCAAGUGCAAUUCCAGCCUAUACUAUGUCCUGUUUCAAGUUCCUCGUUUCUACUUGCAAUGAGAUUAAUUCCAUGUUAAGUGACUUUUGGUGGGGAAAUUCUACAUCUACAGGCAUUCAUUGGAAGUCUUGGGAAUAUUUGGGUCUUUCUAAAAAUGAUGGAGGGCUUGGUUUCCGUAAUUUGCAGAAUUUUAAUGAUGCCCUCCUAGCAAAGCAAGCAAAAAGAGGUUCUUCCCCUUCUUGGUUGUGGUCUAGUCUGUUAGUUGGUCGUUCGCUUAUCCAGAAUGGUGCUAUGUGGAAUGUUGGUAAUGGCCGCUUGGUGAAUUUAUGGUCUGAUUGCUGGAUUCCAGUGCUGCCCCCCUCUCCUCUCAAUCUAGAUAAAGGCAGGCUUAACACUCCGGUGUCCUCUUUAAUCAAUUGGAGUUGCAAUUGCUGGGACUUAAGCUCUAUUGAUGCAGAUCUGUCUCCUCUUCAAAGUAGCAAAAUCAGAGCAAUUCCUCUACUGGCUGAUCAUUUUCAAGACAAGCUAAUCUAG